This is a messenger RNA of Protopolystoma xenopodis, 258 nucleotides long. NCBI's taxonomy places the organism in Eukaryota, Metazoa, Platyhelminthes, Monogenea, Polystomatidea, Polystomatidae. The record is from the annotation of a GenBank genome assembly.
AUGUCAAAUGCUCUUUUUUUUCUCUUUCCCUUUCAGCCCAGCAUGAAGGCGGACGGCAAGCCGGCGGAAGAGACCCUCGAAGCCGACCCCAAUCACAAGGUCCCCGCGGAGGAUGCUCUACCGGUGAGCCUUGCACUCACUCUCUCUCUCGCUCCCUUUCUCGCUCCCUCGUGUGCCCCUCUAUCCCCUCUCAGAUCGGCCACCUCUGAUCUCACCUCCUCUUCCUGUUGCAGGUACAAAACGGGCACGUUGAAGUAG